UCGCCGGGAGGGAGGAGACGUGCUUUCAGUCAAUAUUUGCAAGCAUCCCCCGUUAUAAUUUUAUCUGUCGUAGUGCUGGAAUAACGUUAAACGUUAAAUAGACGAUUUCUUUGGUACUUCUCGUUACACUUAACGGGUUUUUUUGGCGGUGUGCCGCAACGCUGUAAACGCUGAGUUUAGGAUUUGUCACCUGGUUGCAGCGGCUGACUUACUUGUGUCUUGAGGAGAGAGUGGAGCCGCUCGGCUGUAGGCAAAAGAAAACCGGCAGCUGCUAACAAGUGUUAGCAAGUCAGCCAGUUAGCUUGCUACUUAGCCAGCUCUCCCUGCUGUCACAGUAAGUCCCACCCUCACCAAAGUACGUGGACGUCGUAAAGAGGCUGCAGUGGUGAAGUCGAGUGCUUUUUUACCCUCAACUUAGCCAGCAUCGCUCUUCAGCUGGCUGGUGAGCUAAAGCGGUUUACUAAACGUUAGCUAGGUGAAGCUAGCGUACAAAUAGUUGGCUUUACGUUGGACAAGUGUCUUCUGUGGAGGGAUACGGUCGCUACACUGGCAAAGAGACUGGCUAAAAAGAAGAGGCGAAAUAAGAGAGAACAAGGAAGACGCCGAGAAGGAGGGGACUGGCUAGUUUAGCCGGGGAGACAGAAUCGCACAUAGAUAGCAAACGCCGCCACCGAGCCACACACAGCCAUGAGUAUUGAGAUACCGGUGGGGUUGACAGAACUGCUGCAAGGCUACACUGUGGAGGUGCUGCGACAAAGGCCGUCAGACCUGGUGGAUUUUGCAGUACAGUACUUCACCCGUUUGCGGGACACCAGAAGCCAAGAUGGGGCCAGUGCUGGUGGCAAGACGGGGAAAGGAGUGAUGUUUGAUGGGGAGCCGAUGCAAACAGAGUCCAAUGGAGAAGAUGAUGACGACGACGAUUCUGACUUUGAGCCUCCACCACCCAGCAGAUUCAACAGGAGAGUGUCAGUGUGUGCGGAGGCGUUCAACCCAGACGAAGACGACGAUGACACGGAGCCCAGAGUGGUUCACCCGAAAACAGACGAACAGCGCUGCAGACUGCAGGAGGCCUGCCGAGACAUCCUAAUCUUCAAAACACUAGAACAUGAGCAGUUCUCAGAGGUGCUGGACGCCAUGUUUGAGUUACGGGUUCAGCCCCAGGAGCACGUCAUCGACCAGGGAGAUGAUGGAGACAACUUCUACGUCAUAGAGAGGGGUGUGUUUGACAUAUUGGUAGCGGGAAAAUGCGUGGGUCAGUAUAACAAUAAGGGCAGCUUCGGGGAGCUGGCACUCAUGUACAACACGCCACGUGCUGCCACCAUCAGCGCCACCCAGGACGGGGCACUAUGGGGACUGGAUCGUGCCACAUUUCGUAGACUCAUUGUGAAGGCCAAUGCCAAGAAGAGGAGGAUGUACGAGGCUUUCAUCGAGUCUGUGCCCUUACUCAAAUCGCUGGAGGCAACAGAGAGGAUGAAGAUAGUGGAUGUAUUAGGAGCCAAGCAGUUCCCAGACGGUGAGCGCAUCAUUGUACAGGGAGACAAGGCUGACUGCUUCUACAUCGUAGAAUCUGGGGAGGUCAAGAUCAUGAUGAAGAGUAAAACAAAGGCGGACCAUGCAGACAACGCGGAGGUGGAGAUAACACGCUGUAGCAGGGGUCAGUACUUUGGGGAGCUGGCCUUGGUCACUAACAAGCCCCGGGCCGCCUCCGCCUACGCAGUGGGCGUUGUCAAGUGUUUGGUAAUAGAUGUGCAGGCGUUUGAGCGCCUCCUGGGCUCCUGUAAGGAGAUCAUGAAGAGGAACAUCUCCCACUAUGAGGAGCAGCUGGUGGCUCUAUUCGGAUCCAGCAUGGACCUGAGAGACUGAGCCUCCCACACCACCCUCCGUGCCUUCUAUUACACACACAAACACACAAACACGUGCGCACACACACAGACAAACAGACAUAUGUCCUCUCUAACAUCAUGCAGUGGUUAUACAGACUCAUAAUAAGCUUCACACAAACCGUGCAAACAGGUGGGAAAUUGUACUUGGCUCACCUGCAGGUACAUAACCCCUCUUACAGUAUAUCACUUGCUCACAGACAUACAUGAACACACACACUCACACACACACACACACACACACACACACACACACACACACACACACUUACACCUAUGUAGGCACUGAGAGACGCCCACUAUUCUUAGUCUGAUCACCCUUGUGCACAUACUAGCUCAACACACUCCUUGAUAAGCUCACUUAGUUAAUACACACACACACACAGACACACACACAGACACAGACAGAGUUAGCUAAAGGCUACACACCUUGUUGCUUGAGCCAGCGUCAACCUCUCAGUAUGAAUGUCUUUGCUGCAGUGACCUUGGUAUAGGACCAGCAGUGUAAGGACAUAAAACACACACACAAACACAUAUGCGCACACUCCAUAAAUGUUUAAAAAAAGAAAACCCACACACCUCAUGCUUCAUAUGUGCAGGCUUUGCAUUCUCGUGAGCACUUAGACAACUCAAAGUUGUUCCAACAAGCCUCAGCCAAGGACACAUCAACACACACACACACAUACACCCCCACACACACACCCACAUACACACAUAUACACAUACCAGAACACACACACACACACACACACAGGGGUACAGAUACAAAUACUCAAAAACACAUAGACCACCACAUUUGCAAAAACGGACACAUUGUGGUAAAAUGGAGACGACAAACUUUAAAAAUCUCUGAAAAGGAAAA
Scomber japonicus (chub mackerel) is the source of this 2742-nucleotide messenger RNA. It is a transcript of the gene prkar2aa, whose product is annotated as protein kinase, cAMP-dependent, regulatory, type II, alpha A. Gene Ontology annotation, molecular function: cAMP-dependent protein kinase regulator activity. The coding region runs from base 688 to 1863 and encodes 391 amino acids. Gene Ontology annotation, cellular component: cAMP-dependent protein kinase complex. The transcript has 11 exons. Lineage: Eukaryota; Metazoa; Chordata; Actinopteri; Scombriformes; Scombridae. Gene Ontology annotation, biological process: regulation of protein phosphorylation. The record is from RefSeq and is a predicted model, not a curated record.